GAAUUCAUUACUAAAUCAAGAGGGUCAAUGACGUAGUUAAUUGAUCUUAUUCUUACUUUACACAACGAGUUUUCAAUCGGAUUGGAAAAUUCAUGCUACGAAACAAGUCAAAGGAUUAUAAUAUUUCAUAUUUUGGUGGAUGUUGCAUUUGUUCCUGGGGACCUUUGUGAAAUACACACAAAAUACACCGUGGUAUGUUUUUCACAACUUUAACGAUGAAGCACUUUAUAAAGUCAUUUUUAUCUCAAAAGUGAAAAAAGAAGUGCUGGUGAAGAAGAUAGAGAUACCAAUGACGCGCGUAGUACAGAAUCAAUGAAAUUCGGUGAUUUUGUGAGGAUGGGGAGCGUCGUAGAUAUCGUAGAAGAAGAUGAAGAAGAGCAUGUUUUGGAUGUGGAAGAUACUAUUUUUGUUGCUGUAGGGAAGGACGUGAAGCAGAGUGAGACUACGCUGUUUUGGGCGGUUCAGAAUUUUAUAGGCAAGAAUAUUUGCGUCCUCCAUAUCCACCAGCCUUCAUCUGAGCUCUCGCUGCCAGAUGAAAAUCUUCCUGCCAAUAAAAUGAAACAACAAACAGUUAAACAAAGUCAAGAACUCGAAAGACAAAAAUUACGUGACCUGCUAAAUGAAUACCUACUUCUUCUAGCUCAGUCAGGGGUGCAGGCAAAUGAAGCAUGGAUUGAGAUGGACAAUGUUGAGAAAGGGAUUGUUGAAGUUAUUGCUCAGCAUGAUGUUAGAUGGCUUGUCAUGGGGGCUGCAGCAGAUGAAUACUACACUGAGAGACUGGCAGAACUAAGGUCCAAGAAAGCAGCUUUUGUAUGUCAACAAGCAGCAGUUUCCUGUCAUAUUUGGUUUGUCUGCAAAGGGCACCUCAUAUAUACAAGGGGAGACAGGAAACAAAGAUCUGAAACAGAAAUUGCACCUCCUUUGCUGCUAAUGAAUUCAGCUACCAGAAUGGAGCAAUCUGAGCACUUCAGAUCAGAUUCAACUCAUUGGCUUACGGGUCCGGAUAUAGGGGAAGAUGCAAAUGAAUUGGAAGAAAUGUCAAGAAGGUUGAGUUCUAACUGCUUGGCACAUUCUAGUUGGUCCACCAGUACAAUGGAUGACACUUCAAAGCUGAUAACUUUGCUCUCAGUUGAGCAGUGGAGAGACUCAGAACAGGCAGUUUGUGGAAGUUAUCUUGGAGUAAAACGAGAUACCGAGGACAGUAAAAGCUCAAAAUGGAAAGAAUUUGAAGAGGCAGUGAAGCAAUGGAAAGAGAAAGAAAAUAUUGUGGAGGCCGAAUGCAAGGCAAAAGCACUUGAAAGCUUGUGUGGUAGAGAGAUGAGUCAAAGAAAAAAGAUGGAAGAAGAUCUGGCAAGAGUAAAGGAAGAAGUGGAAAUGAUGAAGGAUGAACAUGACGAAUUCAUGAAAGAACUGCAGGUGAUCGAGAAAGAAAAGUUAGUGCUCAAAACCCAAAUUGCUGAGUCCCAAAGUGAGGUGAAGGAGUUGGAGGAGAAGAUCAUCUCAGCUGUGGAACUCUUGAUAAGUUUUAAGGAGAGACGGGAUAGGUUGCGGAUAGAGCGUGAAAAUGCAGUCCAAGAAGUUGAACAUCUUAGAAGAUUGAUAAGAGGGGAAACUGCUAGUUUUGAUAGGUCAGAAUUCCCAGUAUUCUCUUUCAUGGAGAUCAAUGAGGCAACCAAUGAUUUUGACCCGUCCUGGAAGAUUUCUGAAGGAAGGUAUGGAAGUAUUUAUAGAGGGAUUCUUCGCCACAUGCAUGUUGCUAUAAAGAUGUUGCCCUCAUAUGGCUCUAAGAGCCAGUUUGACUUCCAACGUGAGGUACAGAUUAUAAGCAGGGUAAGGCAUCCAAAUUUGUUAAUGCUUGUAGGAAGCUGCCCUGAAUCUAGAUCACUAGUCUAUGAGUAUCUUAAAAAUGGCAGCCUUGAGGAUCACCUUGUCCGCAAACACAAUACUUCUCUUCCAUGGCAAAUUCGAACAUGCAUUGCUACUGACAUAUGCUCUGCCUUGAUCUUCCUUCACUCAAAUAAGCCUUGCAUUGUUCAUGGAAAUUUGAAACCCAGUAAAAUUCUCCUUGAUGCUAAUUUUGUCAGCAAACUUGGAGACCUGGGUGUUGUUUCUCUGAUCCAGAAAAAUGAGGAUCUGGCUGAUUCAACCACAAUAUCUAAUGACACAGAUGAAACCUCUGUGUAUUUAGAUCCGGAGUAUCUACAGACUAGAAAGCUUACACCAGAAUCAGAUGUCUACUCAUUUGGAGUUAUACUAUUACAACUAUUAACUGCCCAACCACUUCGGGGGCUGGUGAAGGAUGUGAAGUGCGCACUAGAAAACGGUGACACAAAUGCAGUGUUAGACUCUUCAGCUGGGGACUGGCCACUAGAGCAAGCUGAACUGUUGGCUCACUUGGCAUUGAGGUGUUGCAAUAAGGACCCAGCGAAUCGGCCAGACCUUGUGUCUGAAUUAUGCAAUGUCCUUGAGCCAAUGAGAACUUCAUGUAUUUCCUCAGAACCAUGUGUGGUUUCCAGGAAGCUUCAACGGACACCCUCCCAUUUUGUCUGUCCCAUUUUACAGGAAGUCAUGACAGAUCCACAUAUAGCAGCAGAUGGCUUCACGUAUGAAGCAGAAGCAAUAAAAGGAUGGUUGAAAAGCGGCCACGACACUUCUCCCAUGACAAAUCUGAAACUUGAACACUGUAAUUUGGUCCCCAAUUAUGCACUUUGCAAUGCAAUUCAGGAGUGGAAACUACAAUAAUGGGAAAAAAUAAUUUAAAAAGAGAAAAGGAAAUUGUACAUUCUAUUACUUUUUCCACUUAACCAUUGUUAGUAUGGGAUUUACACACCGUUUGAGCCUUUGAUGCCAAAUCGGUUACUAAACUUCUUUACAGUCUAUACCAAUGUAAUACUAGGCAUCCCAGGAUGUACAGGAACGGUUAUUUUUGUACCAAGAUUAAUAGAUUACCAUUUUAUGAGA
Ziziphus jujuba (common jujube) is the source of this 2961-nucleotide messenger RNA. RefSeq names its product U-box domain-containing protein 32. The transcript is spliced from 11 exons. Gene Ontology annotation, molecular function: ubiquitin-protein transferase activity; ATP binding; protein kinase activity. The record is from RefSeq and is a predicted model, not a curated record. Bases 313 to 2742 code for a protein of 809 amino acids. Lineage: Eukaryota; Viridiplantae; Streptophyta; Magnoliopsida; Rosales; Rhamnaceae. Gene Ontology annotation, biological process: protein ubiquitination; protein phosphorylation.